Molecule: messenger RNA, 1179 nt
Organism: Paraphaeosphaeria sporulosa
Lineage: Eukaryota; Fungi; Ascomycota; Dothideomycetes; Pleosporales; Didymosphaeriaceae
Exons: 3
Coding region: 1-1179 (392 amino acids)
Source: RefSeq, a predicted model, not a curated record
AUGUCGAAAUCUGCCCUUGUCUUCGGCGCCUCGGGCGUCACUGGCUGGUCUUUCGUCAACGAGAUCCUGAACGAUUACCCUGAGAAGAACGUGUGGAAACGCGUCCAUGCACUCACAAACCGUCCUCUUUCUCAGGAGCAAUCGCAAUGGCCCAACGACCCACGAUUGAAAAUUGUUUCUGGGAUCGACCUCCUAGACGGCAGCCAGGAAGACCUUGAAAGCAACCUCAAAGCCAAAAUCACAGACAUCUCCGAAGUCACGCACGUCUACUAUCUCGCCUACAAAGCCGGCACAGACAUGCAAAAAGAGCUCGAAGAAGCAAUCGCCAUGUUCAAGCGCAGCACACUCGCCAUGGACCAUUUGAGCCCCAGUCUAGAGUUCCUGGUCUUGCAGACCGGAGCGAAGAUGUAUGGCUGCCACCUCCUCGAAAAUCACCCCACGGACUACCUCCACGUCCCGCACAAAGAGUCUCAGCCCCGCCUCAAGCAACCCUAUCACGACAUGCUCUUCUACCAUCCGCAGCUCGACUGGCUCGCCGAGUACGCAAAGGACAAGAGCUGGAAGUGGAUCGACACGCGGCCCGACAUCAUCAUCGGGUUUGUCCCGAACCAGAAUUUUUACUCGCUGGGUGGAACAGGCACUGUAAUGGCAAUCUACCUCAGCCUCUGGCGCGAAGUGCACGGGGACAAAGCCGAGGCGCCGUUCCCUGGCACCGAGGCCUCGUGGAAGGCACUCAGCAAUGAUAGCUCCUCCGACAUGAUCGCACGACAAACACUGUACCUCUCUCUGAACCCCGGAAAGAUAGAAAACGGCACCGGGUACAACGUCGCCGACGAGCGGACGCCGUCCUCCUGGUCCAAGAAGUGGCCCGCGCUGUGCUCCUACUUUGGCCUCAAAGGCACCGGCCCGUCCUCCAAUCCACCCGAGAUGCGCAAGUUCAUCAAGGACAACAUUGGGGCGUGGAAGAAGUUGGAGCAGGAGAAGGGACUGCAGAGUGGGCACGCAGAUAGCGAGAAGACAUAUCCGGGCUUCGAGUACUUUUUGAUGACGCAGUUUGAUUUUGAUCGGCAGUAUGAUAUGGAGAAGAUGUAUGGGACGGGGUUUAGCGAGGAGAGGGAUACUUUGCAUGCGUGGGGGUUGGUGUUUGAUAGGAUGAGGAAGGCGAAAAUCAUUCCGUAG